UUGAAUACAGACAGGAUGAAGACACUUAAUUGUUACAUGCUGUUACUUUGCUGGAAAGCAAUUUGCUGCAACAGCUGUCAGCUCACCAAUAUUACCAUAGCUGUGGAAAGAGAAGAAUGUGAAUUCUGCAUUACAGUGAAUGCCACGUGGUGCUCAGGAUACUGCUUCACACGGGAUCCAGUAUACAAAUAUCCACCAGUAUCAACUGCUCAGCAAACCUGCACCUUCAAGGAGGUUGUGUAUGAAACAGUGAAGAUCCCUGGCUGUGGAGACCACCCUGAAUCUUUUUAUUCAUACCCAGUAGCUACAGAAUGUCACUGUGACACCUGUGACACUGACACCACUGACUGCACUGUGAGGGGACUGGGGCCAUCCUACUGCUCCUUCAGUCAGAAUGGAAGUAACCAGUGAAGGGAACUGGAGACAGCACUUUGGCUUUACAUGUUCCCUGCUAAGUAAAGGUACUGUUCAGGUUUAAAAGGAAAAUAACAGCCUAGGCUAUUUAGAAACUGCCCAGAUUGAAACGAAGAUUUUUAAGGCCAAAAUGAAGAGCUACUGACUAAACUCCUCUUCAGGUCCUCCUUACUUAACCUAUCAGUUGCCUUAAAAUCAUUUUAAUAGGUCUGUUAAAAAUGCUGCUUCCAAUUUCUUCCCCUUCCCCCCUCUUCCUCUUUAUAACAUCUUCAUUAUUUGUACUUCUGUAUUUCCACUGCCUGCUAUUCUAUGCUAUUCUGUGCAUUCAAAAAGUUCCCAAGAUUCAGGUCUUUAUUAUG
Molecule: messenger RNA, 773 nt
Organism: Sturnus vulgaris (Common starling)
Lineage: Eukaryota; Metazoa; Chordata; Aves; Passeriformes; Sturnidae
Gene: FSHB
Product: follicle stimulating hormone subunit beta
Biological process (GO): follicle-stimulating hormone signaling pathway
Cellular component (GO): cytoplasm; extracellular region
Molecular function (GO): follicle-stimulating hormone activity
Source: RefSeq, a predicted model, not a curated record